UUUGCUUCCUGUUUCUGAGACGGGUGAAAGCGCCUCUCACGAAGGUCAUGAGAACUUGAGUUGCAUACUUUGAAGGAAUUAGAAAAGUCAGAUGAAGUCAAGAGAGUGGUAAAGUGCGGUGGAGAAAAACAGACAUUCCUCUCCUGCUCUACAGUUUGGCAGAGCAUUAAGAUGUCCGUGGACAUGAACAGCCAGGGCUCCGACAGCAACGAAGAGGACUAUGAUCCAAACUGUGAGGAGGAGGAGGAAGAAGACGAAGAACCUGGGGACAUUGAGGAUUAUUACGUGGGGGUGGCAAAUGAUGUGGAGCAACAAGGGGCUGACGCCUUUGAUCCCGAGGAAUAUCUGUUCACCUGCUUGACUUACAAGGAGUCUGAGAGUACCCUGAACGAGCACAUGGUCAGCCUGGCCUCUGCAUUAAAGGUAUCACAUGCAGUUGCUAAGCUUGUAUUAGUUAGCUUCCACUGGCAAAUCUCAGAAAUCUUGGAAAGGCACAAGUCCAAUUCUGCCCAGUUGCUAGUGGAAGCUCGAGUUCAGCCUGCCUCAUCCAAACAUGUCAUGGUACAUUCCUCCCAGCACUGUGCAGUAUGUAUGCAGUUUGUCCGAAAGGAGAACUUAUUGUCUCUGGCUUGUCAGCACCAGUUCUGCCGCAGCUGUUGGGAGCAGCACUGUACAGUACUCGUCAAAGAUGGAGUCGGAGUUGGCAUCUCCUGCAUGGCUCAGGACUGUCUGCUCCGGACACCGGAAGAUUUUGUGUUUCCACUGCUACCCAGCGAGGAGCUGAAAGACAAAUACAGGCGCUACCUCUUCAGGGAUUACGUUGAGAGCCAUUUCCAGCUGCAGCUCUGUCCUGGCGCAGACUGCCCGAUGGUCAUACAAGUACAGGAGCCCAAAGCCCGCCGAGUACAGUGCAAUCGAUGCAAUGAAGUUUUCUGUUUCAAGUGUCGGCAGAUGUACCAUGCCCCCACAGACUGUGCCACCAUCCGAAAAUGGCUCACCAAGUGUGCAGAUGACUCUGAAACAGCUAACUACAUCAGCGCUCACACUAAAGAUUGUCCCAAGUGCAAUAUCUGUAUCGAAAAGAACGGUGGCUGUAACCACAUGCAAUGUUCUAAAUGCAAACAUGACUUCUGCUGGAUGUGUCUGGGAGACUGGAAGACCCACGGCAGCGAAUACUACGAAUGCAGUCGGUACAAAGAGAACCCUGAUAUUGUAAACCAGAGUCAGCAAGCACAGGCCAGGGAGGCCCUUAAGAAGUACUUGUUCUAUUUUGAGAGGUGGGAAAACCACAACAAGAGCUUGCAGUUGGAGGCCCAGACGUACCAGCGAAUUCAAGAAAAAAUACAGGAACGGGUGAUGAACAACCUGGGAACAUGGAUAGACUGGCAGUAUCUACAGAAUGCAGCAAAGCUACUUGCAAAGUGUCGUUACACGCUACAGUACACAUAUCCGUACGCCUACUAUAUGGAAUCCGGUCCCAGGAAGAAAUUGUUUGAAUACCAACAAGCUCAGCUGGAAGCUGAAAUAGAAAAUCUCUCGUGGAAAGUGGAGAGAGCCGACAGUUAUGACAGAGGGGACUUGGAGAACCAGAUGCACAUAGCGGAACAGAGGAGGAGGACCCUGCUGAAAGACUUCCACGACACAUAAAAGUUGGCCAGAGGCAUCGAGGCACAGGGGUGAGA
Euleptes europaea (tarantolino) is the source of this 1682-nucleotide messenger RNA. It is a transcript of the gene ARIH2, whose product is annotated as ariadne RBR E3 ubiquitin protein ligase 2. The transcript has 15 exons. Gene Ontology annotation, molecular function: ubiquitin protein ligase activity; ubiquitin conjugating enzyme binding; zinc ion binding. Bases 172 to 1647 code for a protein of 491 amino acids. Gene Ontology annotation, biological process: positive regulation of proteasomal ubiquitin-dependent protein catabolic process; protein polyubiquitination; ubiquitin-dependent protein catabolic process. The record is from RefSeq and is a predicted model, not a curated record. Gene Ontology annotation, cellular component: cytoplasm; ubiquitin ligase complex. NCBI's taxonomy places the organism in Eukaryota, Metazoa, Chordata, Lepidosauria, Squamata, Sphaerodactylidae.